AUGUUCGUUCCCAAAGCUGGUGGCCGCAAUACUCGUCGACGCCAGAGAACAAGCUCAGAUGACUCUGUCAAGCCACCAAAGGCGAAGAGACAGCGCUCAGUCCUGCGACGCCCUGAUGAAUCCCCUUCCGAUACCAACUUGGGACGUGAGCUCGCAAAACGAGCAACACCCACUCCCGCAAAUGUGGACAUCACCCCUGCGGAUCAAAUCAAAAACGAGUCGCAACUUGUAUUCCGGACUGUGAAGCAAGGCGAUGGCCCUGGAAACAACAAUGAGGGGGCAAUUGUUCUAUCAAGUACCGAUUUUUACACCGUCGAUCAACUUCCGGCUUUGCCAGAUCAAAUUCGAGGUUUGCAAUCAGAACCUCUCAAGUGCUUUUUCGGACCCGGCCAUGAUUACGCAUUGGCUUUGACACGUUCACACGCCAUUGUGUGGCCCUAUUCAGCUCCAGCUUCGUCCCCAUCCCCAUCGGACACGUUCACGGUAUCUAUCCCGGAGUCUUGCAGAGAUCCUAAGGGCGCAGUCCCUCUCGGAGUUCUAUUAUCCACAGCGACAGGAGGUCACCCGGGCCUCUUAGUGAUCAUUCCUUCUACAGGAAAGGUCGUUUACUGGGAGACUGUGUCUAGCGCUGCAUCACUAGGGUUAUCACGACAAAAGCAGAAUGGUAUACAAGGAACCACUCCUGGCAUGCUUUCCGGUGAGUAUGCUACGGAAAUAUUGAACGCAGAGCCUUCUGGUAUCAUUGCCACAUUCUCCUCCGGACGAGUAGCACACAUCACUCUAAGGGACCCGCAGGGAAAGCCUUCGGUGAUCGUCAACUUCCUCAGAAGUAAUGCAGGAACUGGUGGUGGUAUCUUUGGGGGAAUCAAGAACGUUUUCGCAGGCAGUUACUGGAGAAAGGAGGUCACUGCCGUUCGUGCCGGUGGUUCUCACCAAAGAGGCCAGCGAGAUGUGAUCAUUGCAACUUCGACCGGACUGGUUGAAAUAUGGGAUACCCAUUGGAACCACGGGAACAACCUCAAAAAGCGAUACGAUGUCAAGGACGCAAUUUUGGCGGCCCUCCCUGAACACCAUGCGAAGUCUACGAAUGAUACAGAGCUCAAAAUUGUGGACUUUGCGUUUUCUGCCUUACAGUCUUCCGACGACGCUGUUCAACUCUCUGAUGGUUCCUGGCGACUGUUUUUGGUCGUCAAGUCACCUCAAUGGUCCGAAACCAGAGCGCUUUUCGUAGUUCAAGUUCUCUUGUCCGGAAAUAACUCUCGUGUUAUCUCAACGCAUGCCGUUGACGUUCAACAUAUUCCUGCCCCUAUGCUCGAAAACUCGAAACCCAAGAUAUUUGUGCCAAAACCCGAACAAACUGCCUUUGUCCUUAUUGGUCAGUCUCUUGUUAUAUUGUCAUUGGCAAACAUUGAAGAAACUCCAUCUUCACAACUGCUCCUUGAUUCAAAUAAGUUGCCCAUGCCUUUCCAAGACACUAUCCACCUUCGAUCUGGCACAGAUUACGAAAUAUUGGGAACGACAUCAGAGGACCAGUCGAGUGAUUCGGCGUCCGCAGCGUGUGUGCUUAUGCUUCGGAAUUUCGGUGUCAUUCGUGUCACAGUACUUCCACGCCCCGAAGCUGAAGUUGAUGAGCCUCAAGUUACAGCGAAACACAAGCUUGAGCAGGCUGUCUUCUUCGGCACUAUGGCGAAGAAUCCAUUGAACUUAUCUAGUGAAGGGGACUUGAAUUUCCCUCCAUCGGAAAUGGAGCAAGCAGCAUUGGAAAUCUGCAAGGAACUCCUCACAUCCGAAGCACGCUUCAUUCCCACCACUGCUAUCUCACUGGAGCAAAAUCUCCGACUGAGGGCAAAGGCAUUGGAUGAUCUUGCCUCAUUGCUGUCACGCAAAGGCAAUCCAUUAAGCCGACCGGCAAAGUGGGAGUUGCUUUGGGCCGCGGAAAAAAUCGCAGCCCAAAGAGCCAUGUGGAAGAUUCAAGAGUCCUGCAAGACCAAGAGUGGAGAUGAAGAGUCUUUCCUUGGUCAUCUCAUCAAAUCCAUGAACGAUAAAUUCAAGACCCCGAUUAACCCGCAACAUGGGGAGACUGAUCCAGUGCGUCAAUGGUUUUUAAGAGACUCCUACCGCAUGGAGCAUGUCAUCCCAUGGAUCAAGAAUGCAAUCAAGCUUGGUCGGAGCAACUCUCCCAGCCCUGCGCGCGCAUUGUCAGAACAAAUACUGGCGGCUAGUGAGCUUUUCCUGGCAGUCACCGAAACUGCUUUCAGAUAUCGAGAUGAACACAUUGCACUUUAUGGUCUUCACGAAGACUUCCUCGAGGAUGGAGUGCUUUCCGAUGGAUAUGAGGAUCUUCCUGAGUUCUGGACUUCGAGAGGUGUCGGUUACUCUGAAGCAGGGCAUUUACUUGAUCUAGAAUUGGAUAGUUGCCGAUCAUGGAUAACUCCAGUGUCAAGUGCAGAUGUCCCAGAUACACCAGUUCUGAAUCAAGUUGCCAAGAACAGCUACCGACAUCUUCGCGUUAUCGGUCAAAUGCAUCGUGAACGCACUCGAUGGCUCUCUGCGCAAGGUGAUCCGAAACUAAUGGACGAGAGUGUCUCGAUUGAGCAGUCACAUGUUGAAGACCGCAAGUGGCAGCUCUUUAAGCUAGCUGGUAUCGAUCAUCUUGCUGAUGCUAUCGAGUUGGCAGAAGGCUUCCGAGAUAUGGGCGCGUUAGUCGAAUUGAUCAUUGAGCUUCAGGAUCAGAAGGCAAGCCAACAACGGCUCCCGGAACCUUCUAGUCAAAAUGAUAUUGAUGCAGAUCAAUUGAUCGCUAAGUAUUUCGACAAAUUCGGUGAUCAAUGGGCAGAUGCCUUUUUCGUCCGGCAAAUAGCGAUGGGUUACCCUGGAACGCUUUUCACGAUGCCAGAUUAUCAACUUGCUGUGACUAAAUUUCUUCGAAGGAACCCCUCAUAUUCUCGCCUGAGCUGGAUCAAUGAUGUAUCUGGUGAGAACGAUUAUGAAAGUGCCGCGGCAUCGUUGGAGAAUUUGGCCAUUAGCAGUGAAAAGGACUUGUGGAGCCACCGUGUAGAGAUCUCGCUGGCCAAGCUAGGCAAAUUGGCGACGCAGGAGCGAAUGAGUUCGCAGGCUGCAACUGCUACUUUGCAAGAGGAUGUGAAACGUCUCGAAGAUUACGUUGAAGUCGAUGGAGUCCAAGACAUUUUGUACGGACACAUUCAGCAUGUUUUGGAGGCUGCCAUUGACCGAAAGGCCGAGGUUGACCUGGCGCUCAGUCACUACGGAGGUCAUCUUGUCGAAGAUCGGCCAUCGCUCCAUGAAAUCUUUAGCGAUGCACUCUCUACCUUGAUCAACAGGGAGGUCGUCGGUGCUGACGGCCUGAUUGAUCUUCUGACUUUGAUGGGCCCCGAUCAAGCUGUAGAUGAUGGAGAGAGUGGACUCCCUAUCCGAAGCGAAUUCCAUCUCGCUUUGCAAGCUCUUCAUUAUGGUCGUUAUGGCCAACGAGACCCAUCCUACCUCAUGGCUUUACAACGAUUGAUCUGGCGACGCUGCAUGAUCAAGGAUGAUUGGGUAGCUCGGGGGAAGCUUGCCGAAGGAGCCAACGGCAAUACAGACUUAACAAUCGCUGAUACUGCACUCUACCGGUCACUAACUGCGUGCUUGGAAGAAUCCCGAAAUGCUGCUCCUCACUCUAUCUACACUCCACUCACUCCUACGGAGGCUCUGAUGGCUGACUCCGAUUCCGAUAUUCUCGUCUCACGAUUCCGCUCAGAGCAAAGAUCUCGUGUGGCUCUCGAUCUCCAGACCGAGAAUGAUUGGUUGCGUCAAUGCAUUGAGGUCGGAAAACUCGAUUUCUGGUUCCAAAACCUUCGGGAAACUGCAGAGGUCCAGACCUCGACCUCCUAA
Messenger RNA from Penicillium paradoxum, 3891 nucleotides. RefSeq names its product putative nuclear pore complex subunit Nup133. Gene Ontology annotation, cellular component: nuclear pore outer ring. Gene Ontology annotation, molecular function: protein binding; structural constituent of nuclear pore. The record is from RefSeq and is a predicted model, not a curated record. The transcript has 4 exons. Gene Ontology annotation, biological process: transcription-dependent tethering of RNA polymerase II gene DNA at nuclear periphery; protein import into nucleus; poly(A)+ mRNA export from nucleus. Lineage: Eukaryota; Fungi; Ascomycota; Eurotiomycetes; Eurotiales; Aspergillaceae. The coding region runs from base 1 to 3891 and encodes 1296 amino acids.